AUGAGAUGGCGCUCACAAGACAAAGAAUAAGAUAUAGAAGAGAUAUAGAAGAGAAAUUUGAUAGAAACAGUAUGUGAAACAGAAGUUACUAUUUUUCACGUUUCGUGAUGAAAGCCGAUGAAAUAAUGCCACAUAAUGCGGAAGAGCGAAGCUCGCAAAGCUCGCAGAUUAUAUACAAGAAUAGUGAUAUAGGGCCAAUGAUACAAUCUCAGAAUGGUCCAAAAUUUCUUGUAAUCCUAACAUUUGCAUGCGAAGCUCUAAUAGCAUGUGUUAGACAAUUAAAUAUAAUGGAUGAGGAAUGUGGUGAUGGAAAUUACGGAACUACACUUGCUCAUACUGCUGGUGUCAUAAAAGUAGCAAUCAAGGAAGGCAGAAUCUCAGCAACAAGACCCUCUAUAGCAUUUACACAGAUAAGUCGAAUUAUUGAGAGAGAAAUGGGUGGCUUAGAAGAUGGAAUAUAUUCAUUAUUUUUUGAUACUAUUGCUAAGAGUUUUCUUAGAUUUCAAGAUGAUGAGCAAUUAACUGCAAAUAUGUGGUUAAAUGUCUUAACCUCUGCAAACAAGACAUUAUCUGAGGUCAGUGGAACAUUAAUCGGUGAACGAAGUAUGUUGAAUGCUUUGAUACCUGCGCAACAUAAAUUAAGAGAUGCGCUGAAUUUGGGAUUAAAUCCUGUUGAUGCAUUUGGAGAAGCUGUUAAAGCUGCUGAAACUUCUGCUAUGCAAACAGUGUAUAUGUCAAAAUCACAUAUAUUCAAGUAUCCAGAUCCUGGAGCACAUGCUGUAGGUAUAUGGAUGAGAGCUGCUUAUGAAGAAGAUAUACAGGAUGAAUGUGAAGGCUGUCAAAGUAUUGGAAAUAUCAAAUACUUGAGUAAUGAACAUGAAACAAGGACAUCUUUUCUAUCUGCUCAGCAAUCAUUGAUGCAAGAUAUUGGAAAUUUGUUAAAACAUGCUUGCAUUAGGAGUCUAAGCUGCGAAGUACAUCCUGGCAAAGAAGGUGUUUGCUACUUUGGAGAUGAAUAUAGGGGGCAUGUUUUAAGUCAUACCUUUACAUUAAAAGAUGCCCAGGCAAGAGGAUUUAGGAGGUGGUGCAGUUUUAUUGUUUUCAUGAGAGAUAAACAAUUCUUAUUGAACAUGUGGCCAUUUUUAAUCGACAAUUUAAAGGAAGUAAUUAAAGAGCUGCAAGAUUUUGCAGAAAAAAGAUAUAAUGUGGAAGAAGCAGAAUGCCCUCAGAGGGCAAUGAGACUAACAACAGCGAACAGUGGAGCAGGUUGCCAUAGUUCUAUAAAAUCCAAACAAUCCAGAACACUUACUGAUAUAACAAAUGAGAAGCAUGUUUUUAUAAGAAUUCACAUGUGGUUAGUAUGGAUCCUUAGUGCUGGUGCAAGGCACUUCAUAGAAAUUUUCCCAAUGAGUUUAUUAGAUAACGAACUUAAUUAUAAUUUCGAACAUCAAAUUGAUACUGAAGGAAAUUUUACUUUAGUAAACGCAAAAUUGCCAAUAAACUUAAAUUUUAACUCGGACGAUUCGGAAUUUUUGCCAGAAUUUGCUGAAAUCGCGGAAAAAUCUAUUGUUGUAAUUUUACGAGAUCUGAAACAAAUACUAGGGAAGGAUCAGUUUAGACAGUUGCUGUAUUCUUGCCUAACUGGUGUGCAAGUGCUGGUAAGAGGUCCGAAAAUUCAAAGAUUGGAAUCUUUAUACGGGCUUAGCAGUCUUAUACCAAGAGCAUGUCGAAGAGUAAAAACACAAACAUUGGAAUAUAUGGAUCCUGACAUGUGCAAUUUUAUCGGUGUAGAUACCUCAGUGGCAAUUCCUUUACCUUGCGCAAGUGUAUGCAGACUCGAUAUAAUACUCAAUGAACACAAAUUCGAAAACACAAAGUCCCAUAUAGUUAAAUGGACUGGUAUAUUACCAUCAAAAUUACCAACCUUGUUAAUAAAAAUUGAAAAAUCACUUGACAAUGAGAAACUCGGAAAUUCAGUUCUCAAAGCACAUUUUGCAACUCUUUUAGAAGAAUGGGCCAAUAUUGCAAAAGUUGUUCAUGCGAUGAGCGGACGAGGUCAUCGCGGUGAUCUUUCUGGACUCAUGCUCAGUUUGGGCGCUGGACCUCAAGAUAAAAAGUUACUGGAUGCAUGGUCUAUGGGAUUACCAUCUAAUCCAGCAUAAUCUCUCACAAAAAUUUAAUGUAUUCUAUUGCACGCAUGUAGUAUAUUAUAUAUCGUUGAAUAAUGUAAUAUUUAUUGUAAAUCAUAUAUUUCUCUAUUCAGAUUCCGAGAGGAAUGCUUAUGUGUGUUCAAGGUUGUGCGUCUUUUUUUUAUUUAUGAUUUA
Messenger RNA from Camponotus floridanus (Florida carpenter ant), 2324 nucleotides. It is a transcript of the gene BHD, whose product is annotated as folliculin. Gene Ontology annotation, biological process: negative regulation of transcription by RNA polymerase II; positive regulation of transforming growth factor beta receptor signaling pathway; glycerol metabolic process. Gene Ontology annotation, cellular component: cytosol. The transcript is spliced from 14 exons. The record is from RefSeq and is a predicted model, not a curated record. NCBI's taxonomy places the organism in Eukaryota, Metazoa, Arthropoda, Insecta, Hymenoptera, Formicidae. Bases 108 to 2162 code for a protein of 684 amino acids. Gene Ontology annotation, molecular function: GTPase activator activity; glycerone kinase activity.